Molecule: messenger RNA, 1080 nt
Organism: Mytilus californianus (California mussel)
Lineage: Eukaryota; Metazoa; Mollusca; Bivalvia; Mytilida; Mytilidae
Exons: 6
Coding region: 14-1045 (343 amino acids)
Source: RefSeq, a predicted model, not a curated record
UAAAUAAUUAAGGAUGCCAUUUUUAUUCAUGAUAUGUUUUAUAUUAGGUUUCGUUGAAAGUUUAGAUGGACCUCACAUAUGUGAAAGUAAGACGAGAGGUAAAUACUGCUGCUCAUACUUUCAGGAGAAAAAUGGAAAAUGCGUUGCUUGUGAAGUUGGAUUUAUAUCACGAUUUGGCAGCCCCUGUUUACCAUGUAAUCAGAACUCAUACGGAGAAAGAUGUAUUCAUAAAUGUAAAUGCUCCAAGGAUGAUAGGUGCGAUAAUGUCGUCGGCUGUGUACAGAAGCUCCAUAGCACUACUCAAAGUAUAGAGCAAUCAUCUGUUAAUUUACCAUCUUCUAUCGCACAAUCAGUUAGUGGUACGUCAGAAAUGCAAAGGUUAGAUACCGGUGCUAAUGAUGAGUCCGACUUAUCUAAAGAACAAAUACAUAUUGUAUAUUCUGCGUCAGUUGCGGGGUUUAUCAUACUGCUUGUAAUGUGCUAUAUAGGCCACAAAUGUAGGAAGAAAUCUUCAAGGAAAGAAACAUUGAAACAAGAAAACAUUUCAUUAAAUAAUUUCAGUUCUUCGGUUCAUGAAUACUUUGAACCUAACGUUAAUCAUUAUGAUAUUAUCAACGACAAUGUGAUGAUUCGGGAAGACCAAUCAGCUAAUCCCUAUUUAGAUGUGAUUAUUAGUUCAAAUAGUUCAGAGACUACAAGUAAAUCUAAUAACUCAUCCGAUGUAAAGAUUGUAGAUUCAACUGGUUACUUGAAUCCUUACCAAGCACUUACUGACAAAGAUAAUUCAACAGUACACGUCUACAAUUCCAACGUCAGCUAUUGCAAGAACAUAAACGAGACCUUUAAAAGUUCUGUUAAUACGCACUCUUAUCAAACUCUCGCUGAUGGAUUCAUAGAAGAAAGGAAUAUGUAUAACACAUUAAGCAAUGUUCACAAAAUGACCCUAAAUAGUCGACUUCACAAAAGUGAGGUAUCCGUGUUCAGUCAACCUAAAGACCUGCUCGCAAGUACUGAUAUUGAUAACAUACGUCGCUUUUCUUUGUAAUUAGGUAUUAAAGAAUGUGUAUACUCUCUACAAUA